UGUUCACUUAAAUUGUUACGUACAAUUUACACCCCGCGCUCGCUUCUGAAGACUGCAAGCAGUCGGGACUGGCAAGUACGAAAAGUGCUUAAAUCGACAGUGGUUGCUAGUCCAUUCAUAACAGUCGAGCUGGUUGUCUGUCACUGGGCGGUGGUCACAAGUGGACAUUAACGUUAGGAAAAUGGCGAAGCGGAGGAUCACACAAGAAACCUUUGACGCUGCUGUCAGGGAAAAUAUUGAGGAAUUUGAGAUGGAUCCUGAAGAGGCUUUGAGGGAGGCUGUGGAGCAGUUUCAGUCUCAAGGUGUCGAGCUCAGUUGUAUAGUAAAAGCUGUACCAGCUGUAUCAUCUGAUAACAAACAAGAAGAGCAAACACAUGAGAUCUUACAGGCUUUGGAUUGCCUCCGAAUUGGAAAAGACUCUGCUGGUGUUACAGUAGUGAUGGCAGACAUGAAACGCUUCACUGAGCAAUGUUCACUUGGAUUUGCCCAGAGGUACCUGGCUGCCCAAAAAGACGCCUACCCUGUCAUCCUGUCUUACUGCAAAAAAAGUUUGGAGGAUCAGGAAGCUGUGUUGUCCGCCCUGUCUGCUAUGGCUGCACUGACAGAUGGACAGCCAGACUUGUUGGAUGCAGAGGGCCAGCAGUUCCUUUUAGAUGUCCUUAAGAAGUACCAGGCAAAUUCCUCUGUGAUGUAUGCAGCCAUCCACGCUGUGCGUCACUGUUGUUUGAAACAUGAACAGAACAGGCAGGAUUUGGUAAAAGGUGGCGUCCUGCCUCUGCUGACGGGUGCCAUUGCACAACACAGUGGAUGUGCUGAGGUGAUCAAGGAGGCCAGUGUUGCCCUCAGAGUCAUGACCUUUGAUGAUGAUGUCCGAGUUACAUUUGGACAUGCCCAUGAACAUGCCAAAAUCAUUGUUCUUGAGCACAAUGGACUGAAGGUUUUAAUUGAGGCUGCAAAAGCUCACCUUGAUAAUACUUCUGUUUUGAGUGAGCUUUGUUCAACUUUGUCCCGUCUGGCUGUGAGGAAUGAGUUCUGUCAAGACAUCUGUGACCUGGGGGGAUUGAAACUCAUGAUGACUCUGCUUGCAGACAGCUACGAGUCACCGGAGUUAGUGCGGCAGAUCCUCAGUGCAAUACGAGCCAUAGCAGGAAAUGAUGAUGUGAAAGAUGCAGCUGUUAAUGCUGGUGGAGUCCAGCUCAUUGUCAUUGCCAUGAACAGACACAUGAGCAACUCAGGGGUGUGUGAGCAGGGCUGCGCAUGCCUCUCUGUACUUGCUUUGCGUAAACCCAACAACUGCAAAGUCAUCAUGGAGAAUGGAGGUGCCCUGGCAGCUAUACAGAGUAUGAAGACACAUACUGAUGCGGUCAAUGUGCAGAAACAGGCGUGUAUGCUGUUGAGAAACCUGGUUUCACGUAUGCACAACUACAGCCAACCCAUCCUGGAGAUGGGAGCAGAGGCCCUGAUAGCCCAAGCACUAAAGACCCAUCAAGACUGUGGUGACGUGGGUAAAGCAGCCCUCAGAGAUCUGGGAUGCCAGGUGGAAUUUCGAGAGCUGUGGACCGGCAAACAUGGUAGCCUCGCCAAUUGAAAAUAGCAGAGGACAUCGCUGUAGAUACUUAACAUGAAUUUGCCUGAAAUGCAGUUUAAGGCUAGAUGUAAUGUUAUUACGUUGGUUUACUCAGCUAAGAGUUAAAGCAGAUGCACAUAGCGAGCUAGACAUAUUUGUAAAAGGUAGUUGAUAGAGAAAAGGCUAGUGAACAACUCACCAAUUCUACAAAACACCUUUCAGCGGUUGAAUAUAUUUUCCACUUCUGUUCUUGAGUUACAAAAAGGUGCCUGUAAUUCUGUUGUACAUGUUUUUCUUCUAUUAAUAUUUUGUUUACUGAUUUUCUGUUGCCCAGUUUUGUAUUUGUGCCACACCUAUGUUCAUGUGAUGUUUGUGUGUCUUUUGCCACAAGUAUAUUUAAAAGUAUUUACUGCUUGGCAAAUACUUUUAACUGCA
Molecule: messenger RNA, 2002 nt
Organism: Scatophagus argus
Lineage: Eukaryota; Metazoa; Chordata; Actinopteri; Scatophagidae
Gene: armc6
Product: armadillo repeat containing 6
Exons: 8
Coding region: 182-1588 (468 amino acids)
Biological process (GO): hematopoietic progenitor cell differentiation
Molecular function (GO): protein binding
Source: RefSeq, a predicted model, not a curated record